Molecule: messenger RNA, 3889 nt
Organism: Phanerochaete carnosa HHB-10118-sp
Lineage: Eukaryota; Fungi; Basidiomycota; Agaricomycetes; Polyporales; Phanerochaetaceae
Exons: 13
Coding region: 96-3815 (1239 amino acids)
Biological process (GO): maturation of SSU-rRNA from tricistronic rRNA transcript (SSU-rRNA, 5.8S rRNA, LSU-rRNA)
Cellular component (GO): nucleolus; intracellular anatomical structure
Molecular function (GO): RNA binding; ATP binding
Source: RefSeq, a predicted model, not a curated record
CACAACCUCCUUUGCUACCGGAGUUACAACUUAAUUCUUCGCCCUCCAUUUCUGAUCUAGUUUCGGGUGUAUCGCCGUUGUUUAUAUCUCACAACAUGUACACUCGGGAGAGACAUAAUGCCAGAGCACGCCAGUCGACUGCGAGCCAGAGAAAGAAGGGCAAGCGCAAGGCGAUCUCGUCCCCGGUAGAGGAACCCGACUACGACCCGAAUGCCGAGGUUAUUGUCUCUAAAUCUGAGGAACAAAGGCAGCUGGACAGGAAGGAACGACUGAAGCAUGAACUAUUAGCUCAGCAGGACUCUAAAGUCAAUAGCAAGAAGAAGAAGCGGUUAGAGAAAUAUAUUGACAAGAAACUCAAGCAAGAAGAGCGUGUGGCGCUAUUCGAGAAGCUCUCAAAGAGCCAAGCUCGCGGAACCUCUGCUUUAGGGCUUAAAUCUUCCUCGACACUUGGAACGGGGAAGGCAGUCACCCACCAGGAACGUAUUGCGAAAGAAGAACAUCAUGAAGUCAAGCGCGCCCUGGAGGGUUCAACUGGCAGAAAAAAGCGUAAACGUCCUUACAGAUCAUAUACGGGCGCUGCCACCGACAGCGAAGACGAACAAGAUGCCCCUACAGGCGAAGAUGGCCGUUCUAGUCCUUCUGCCGCACCAGAGCCAGAGUCAGGGAAGACAAGAGCCAACCCAGUUGUCAUUGUUGACUCUGGGUUCUCCACGGUCAAGCAGGAGCCUAUACUCACCCCGGCCGUAAAUGUCUCCUACAUUGGCUCAGCCUUGAAGAGGGCCCCGGAUGGCUCCGCCAUUGCCCCACGAGUUGUGAAGAAGCAAGCCAAGUCCAGGGCUGCACCUUCUUCUUGGAAAGCGGGCCUCGCGAAGACUGUGGUCGAAGAAGAAUCUGAUAGCUCGUUCGACAGCUCAGAUUCGGCAUACGAUUCUGACACGGACAACAAGGACAAUGACCAAACCGAUGAUGGGGCCGCCUCCCGUAGCGAGCCUGCGGGAGAAAGCGACAAUGCAAGGAAUGAGACGCCUGAAGAAGUGUCCACCUCGCCAAAGAAAAGGCUAGGAUUCAAAGACUGGGCUUUAAAGCAGCUUAGCGCCGCCAAAGGAUACGUUGCACCACCCACAGAUGAAGCGAGUUCGCUGCCUCCGCUGUCUGCUCCAGAAAAACCAGUACCUCCACCGCCGAAGAAACGAAAGGUGGAACUCUCGCAACCUGGCGAGAUGCGUGGCCCUCUAGGCAAAGAUAUCGUUCUUCCCUUGACGUCGUUUGCGAAGUAUUUGCAGGAGUCCGCCAAGGACGGUCAUCGACGGAAGGUAAUCGAAGUCAAGCGCCCUCCAGAAGUCGAGGAGGCGAGAUUUAUGCUUCCCAUCGUUGUAGAGGAACAGCCAAUCAUGGAAGCCAUACUCCUCAACGGUGUUGUCAUAGUUUGCGGCGAGACCGGAAGUGGAAAGACGACUCAGGUUCCCCAGUUCUUGUAUGAAGCAGGCUUCGGCUCCCCAGGAAGUGAUAAUCCUGGGAUGAUUGGUGUUACCCAACCGCGUCGUGUGGCUGCUAUGUCCAUGGCAUCUCGCGUUGCGCACGAGCUUUCCCUUACCUCCUCCAAAGUUUCCUACCAGAUCAGAUACGACGCUACUGUAUCGCCCGACACCUUCAUCAAGUUUAUGACGGACGGUGUCUUGUUACGAGAGCUGGCGACAGACUUCCUACUUACAAAAUAUUCCGUCAUCAUCAUUGAUGAAGCACACGAGAGGAGCAUGAACACUGACAUCCUCAUUGGUGUAUUGAGUCGUGUCAUCAAGCUACGCGAAGAAAUGUGGGUUCAGAAAAAGGACGACGUCAAGCCUUUACGCCUCAUUAUCAUGUCUGCCACUCUUCGCGUAUCCGACUUCGCCGAAAAUACGACUCUCUUCUCUACUCCGCCACCCAUCAUCAACGUCCCCGCCCGACAACACUCCGUUACUGUUCACUUCAGCCGACGUACCGCCUCCGACUACGUCACGGAAGCCAUCAAGAAAGCGAGCAAAAUACAUGCUCGCUUGCCUGCAGGGGGUAUACUGAUAUUCUUAACGGGCCGGAACGAGAUUGCUGGCGCCUGCAAGAAGCUGGAGGCUCGCUAUGGCGCGAUGGCAAUAGCAGAGAGAGGACGGCGAAGGAGCGCUUCCGCGGUAGCGACAAACGUCUCAAGUAUGACUACAGGCGAAGGCAAAAAGACCAGUGUAGCUCCUGCUCAAGCUGAUGUGGAGGCGGAAGACAUGGACCUUGGAAUUGACCAGAAGGAUCUGGCUCUCGACGUAGAUGGCGACAACGCCGAUGUCGACGUGGACGACGAAGCCCUGGAUAGUGAUGAUGAACUGAACAAUCAAGAACUCGGCAUUGAUACUGAGGAGUCUGAAGUCCCUAUGCAUAUCGUUCCGCUGUAUGCCCUCUUACCGAAUGAGAAGCAAAUGCAGGUAUUCAAGCCCCCGCCCGAAGGACAUCGCCUUGUCGUAGUAUCGACGAAUGUUGCGGAGACGUCUCUGACCAUCCCGAAUAUUUGUUACGUUAUCGAUUGUGGUAGAGCCAAAGAGAGGCGUUACGAUCACGCAAACAGUGUCCAAAGCUUCCAGGUUAGCUGGAUCUCUAAAGCGUCCGCUGCACAGCGGGCCGGUCGUGCGGGGCGUACAGGUCCAGGUCAUUGUUAUCGACUCUACUCUUCUGCAAUCUUCGAAACGUACUUCGAGCAAUUCUCGCUGCCGGAGAUCCUUCGCAUGCCGAUUGAGGGAGUCGUCCUUCAGAUGAAGAGCAUGCACGUCGACGCGGUCGUCAACUUCCCCUUCCCCACCCCACCCGAUCGCUUGAAUCUCAAGAAGGCAGAGACGAUCCUGACCUGCCUGGGUGCACUCUCAAUUCCGGAGUCGGGCGCCGCUGCCGGUGGGCAGAUUACUGACGUUGGCCGAGCAAUGGCUCUCUUCCCUCUCUCGCCGCGGUUUUCCCGGAUGUUGGUCAGCGGCAGGCAGCAUGGGUGUCUGCCCUAUGUCAUCGUAAUUGUGUCCGCGUUAUCUGUAGGAGACCCCUUCCUGCGAGAAGAGGCCCUUGAUCAGGACGAAUCGUCUGACGAAAAGGACGAAGAUCUCUCGCACAUCCAGAGUGAAGCUGUCAGGGCGAAGGAGUCCCGUCGUUUACGUCGCAAAGCGUUCUUCGAAUCUCAGGAGAUCCAUGCCUCUCUAGGCCAGCAUACGAGCGAUGUCUUCCGCGUGCUAUCCGCCGUAGGAGCCUACGAGUAUGCCGGAGGUGGUCACAAGUUCUGCACAGACCACUUUGUUAGGCCCAAGGCAAUGGAAGAAAUCCAUAAGCUCCGCGCGCAGAUUAGCAGCAUCGUGCACACGAAUUAUCCGGACACAGAUCCUGGUUUCGUCCCGAAUUUGCGUCCGCCAAACAGUCUUCAGCUGCUUACGGCUGGCUUCAUCGACCAGGUCGCCGUCCGGAAGGACAGGGCCGAGAAGGAGUCUGCGUCGGGUGACCAAUACACAACGUCAAGGGGCGUGCCCUAUCGCGCGAUGGGCAUCGACGAAGAUGUAUACAUCCACCCAUCGUCCGUCCUGGCAAAUCAGCCGCCAUCCGAGUUUGUCGUUUUCUUGGAAGUAGUGCGUACGUCAAAGGUCUGGAUAAAGGGCCUGACUGUUGUCAAUCCCGCAUGGCUGUCGCAAUUGGGCAGGUCACUCUGUACUUUCUCGAAGCCCGUCAGAACGAAGGAGGGUGUUUCCGUCGUCGUUCCGCACUUUGGGCCUGCGGGAUGGGAGCUUCCUCCAGUAAAAGAGAACAAAAUAGAAUAUUAGUUGUACUCCCUGUCUGUAAAUUAUCUGGAACUUAAGCUAUGCUUAGCGUAAGUACAAAGUUAGAAUGCAGUGGC